Messenger RNA from Periconia digitata, 1511 nucleotides. Lineage: Eukaryota; Fungi; Ascomycota; Dothideomycetes; Pleosporales; Periconiaceae. The record is from the annotation of a GenBank genome assembly.
UACACCCCUCCGAUAGACCCUCAUCCACCGCAAUCCGCAACCUCUCCCGUCCUCGUAGCGCGUCCUGUUUUCUGGCCUGGACGCCCUCUGCGUCGCCCGCCAUGGCCCUCCUCAAGACGCUGCCAAUGCGACUGUCGCGGCGUCCCAUCCGUGUCCUACUCGCCGGCCUCCUUUUCGUCUUCUUCAUCCUCACAUUGACCCGCCAACGACGUUCAGCCGGCCAUGGCUCGCCCUCAGAGACCUAUUCGCGCAAGACCAAAAGUUUCUUCCCUCCCCUCAAUUCGAAACCUGGUAGCGACCCCGAUUACUGCCAAAAUUUCCCCAAAGAGCUCUUAAAGGACAUCCAGGUCGUCCUGAAGACCGGCAUGGGCGAUAAGCCCAAGAACGUCAGAGCACAUCUGAGCACCAUCACAUCGUGCAUAUCUAAUCUGGUCAUCGUGUCCGACCACGCCGAGCAGAUGGGCGACCGCCAGAUUAUCGACAUCCUCGGCGAAUUGCCCGCUUCCUAUUCCGUCAACAACACCGACUUCAAAGCCUAUGCCGACCACAAAAAGGCCCUUGCCGAAGGCGACAAGGUAAAGCAUUCAGCUGCAGGAUGGCGGCUGGACCGCUUCAAGUUUCUGCCCAUGGUCGAUAAGGCUUACACCAUGAAUCCCAAGGCUAAGUGGUACGUCUUUCUUGAGUCGGACGUCUACUUCUUCUGGGACACCCUGUUUCGGUUGCUCGAUCAGCUCGACUCCACGGAAGCACACUACCUGGGAUCACCGCGAAAGGGAUCCAACGACCGCUACUACGCUUAUGGUGGCGCCGGCAUCGUGCUGUCCCAGGGUCUGAUGAAGAAGCUCAUACCUCCGAAAACCACACCGGGCGACGGUUUCGAGAACCGGUUAGCCGUCCGCUAUGAAGAUUGGGUAAAGCCCGACUGCUGUGGAGACGCUGUGCUUGGCUAUGCUAUCCAGAAUGCGACUGGGGUGAAGCUCGAAGGGCUUUACCCGACGUUUUCGACUGAUGAGCUGAAAGAGAUCUCGGUAGAUAAAGAUAGGUGGUGUGUGCCACUUCUUUCUAUACACAAGAUGUCAGCCGAUCAGAUGGAGCCACUGUGGAAGUGGGAGCGGACACGGCCAUAUAACCUGAAACCUUUUGUAUACUCUUCACUUCUCGCAUAUACACACUCGUUCCUCAAAGAAAGUCCCUCGCGCGAAUGGUGGGACAACCUCUCCGUUGCCCCGGUACCAAAUGAUCGACCUGCGCACAGGAAUGCCGGCUCUUGCGGAUCCGAAUGCGGCGCCAACCCCAAAUGCUUACAAUGGUCAUAUUCACAGACUGUGUGCCGCUUUGCCAAUUACAUCAAGCUCGGUAACCCAGUCGAAUCAGAUAAUGGAGGACAGGGCGAGUUCACGAGUGGUUGGGAUACCAAGAAGAUGUCCGACAUGGGAUUUCGGACUGACGACGAAGGAGACAUUAACGACACUUGCAUGGAAGCUACAUGGCUAACGCCAAAGAUUCGGUGA